CAUUAAUUCAUAACGUUGAAGGAAACAGUUUCAGUUUAAUUUUCAACCAUUGUAACAAUUUAUAAUCUCAUGUGUUGUGGGAUCAUAAACAUCAGUUCAUUUCUGAUUGUGAAUGAAGCUAUAGAUUACCGUCACUUCGUUACCAAAAUUUACAAUGGCUUUUAGUGGGUUGAUGAGUGUUCAAUCAUUGAAAUUGGGUUUACUCCCAAUAGUUUCGUAUUUUAUUUAUGUUUAUCUAUUAAAACCUGCUUUAAAUUUUGUUCAUAUUGUCAUUCAUUAUCAUGGAUUUCCCUGUUAUCCGAAAAACUUUCUUCUUGGACACUUGAAGCUAUUGUGGACAAACUUUCCAUUGCCAUACAACGUUGAAAGAAUGAAAAGAAAGUUUUAUGAAGUGACCAAUAAAAUGGCUGCUCAUGAUCAAGACCAAUCUUUAACAGUUGGUUGGAUUUCCUUGCAUCCGAUCAUAAUUCCUGUGGUUCCUGAUGCAGUGGAGGUUAUAAUGAACAAGAAAAAUUUGAAAAAACAAUUUUUUUACAAAUUCAUGGGCCUAGGGAAUGGACUAAUACCUUCAGAACCUGCCCUUUGGAAGGUUCGAAGGAAAUUGAUUGAACCUUUUUUCUCGACCAAGCAGAUGAAAGGUUUUGCUAAACACAUAAAUCAAGAGGUUGAAUCAUUCACUAAACAAUUGUAUGGGGAAACGGGUAAACCUGUUGACUUGGAGGAUCAAAUACAUAGCAGUACAUUGAAUAUCAUUUUAAAGUCUUCUUUAAGUAUUCCUUUGGAUGAUUCAAUCGAAGAUAAAAAGUCAUUGACAGAGCUAGUUAAUAAAGUGGAAUUGAAUGGUGUGAAAAGAUGCCUGAAUCCGCUUUACUAUAUUGAUUGGAUUGCCAAGUUUACGAAUUUUGGUCGAUAUUAUUUUGAAACCCUUGAUUCAGUCGAGAAAAUACUCAAAAAGAUGUUAAUUCGCAGAAAGCAACUGAUAAGUUCAACAUCGCAUGAAUCAGAGAAUCAGGAUUUCGUUCUUUUACUUGAAGGUAAAGUGGAUGAACGCGGAUUUUUUGAUGAAUUGAUAACUAUGAUUGGAGCUGGACAUGAAACAACGUCAGUGGGCUUACGUUGGAUUUUAUUCAAUCUCGGCCACCAUCCAGAUGUGCAAGAACGACUUUAUCAAGAGAUUGUUCAAUUUUUCCCUGAUGAUACACCAGUCGAUGAUAUGGAUAAAAUAAACCAAUGCAAUUAUCUUGAUCAAUGCAUAAAAGAAUCACUUCGCCUGAAUCCUCCUGUCCAUGCUUUAUCGAGAGACCUUACAGAAGAUAUCAUGGUAAAGGAUAAAAGACUUCUUAAAGGCUCGAUAGUUGUAGUUUCAAUUUCAAUAAUCCAUCGUAACCCAAAUGUUUACCCAGAACCAGACAAAUAUGAUCCUGAUAGAUGGACCCCUGAGAAUGCGUCCAAAAUACCUAAAGCUGCUUAUAUACCCUUCGGUUAUGGACCACGAUCUUGCAUUGGAUACCGAUAUGCAAUAUUAGAACUCAAGAUUUAUACAAUACAAAUCAUUCGUAAAUUUAGUUUGAGAUCAACUCGGAAACAUGGAAGUAUUCCUGUCAUGUCUGCAGUUACACUGAAGCCAUGUUUACCUUUGGAAAUAAUUGUGACACCAAGAAAUAACAAUUUUAUAAUUCAUAAUUUCAUGUGUUGUGGGAUCAUAAGCAUCAGUUCGUCCCUGAUUGUGAAUGAAGCUAAAGAUUAUCGUGAUUUUUUACCAAAAUUUACAAUGGCUUUUAGUGGAUUGAUGAGUGUUCAAUCAUUGAAAUUGGUUUUGCUUCCAAUAGUUUUAUAUUUUAUUUAUGUUUAUCUAUUGAAACCUGCUUUACAUUUUGUUCAGCAGGUCAUUCAUUAUCAUGGAUUUCCCUGUUAUCCGAGAAACUUUCUAUUCGGACAUUUGCUUCUAUUUUGGACAAACUUUCCAUUUCCAUUCAACGUCGAAAGUUUUCAAAGAAAGUUUUAUGAAGAAACCAAUAAAAUGGCUGCUCAUGAUCAAGACCAAUCUGUAACAGUUUGUUGGCGUUCCUUGAUGCCUACCAUAAUUCCUGUGAGUCCUGACGCAGUGGAGGUUAUAAUGAACAAGAAAAGUGUGAAAAAACUAUUUUUUUAUAAAUUCAUGGGCCUAGGAAAUGGACUGAUAGCGUCAGAACCUGCCCUUUGGAAGGUUCGAAGGAAAUUGAUUGAACCCUUUUUCUCGACCAAAAAGAUUAAAGGUUAUGCUAAACACAUGGACCAAGAGGUUAAAUCAUUCACUCAACAAUUGAAUACGGAAACCGGUAAACCUGUUGACUUGGAGGAUCAAAUACAUAGCAGUACUUUGAAUAUCAUUUUAAAGUCUGCUAUAAGUAUUCCUUUGGAUGAUUCAAUCGAGGAUAAAAAGACAUUUACAGAGCUAAUUAAUGAAGGGGAAUCAAAUUUGGUGAGAAGAUCACUAAAUCCGCUUUGCUAUAUUGAUUGGGUUGCCAAGUUCACGAAGUUUGGUCGAUAUUAUUUUGAAACGUGUGAUUCACUCGAAAAAGUACUCAAAAAGAUGUUAAAUCGCAGAAAGCAACUGUUAAGUUCAACAUCGCAUGAAUCAGAGAAUCAGGAUUUUAUUCUUUUACUUGAAGGUAAAGUGGAUGAACAAGGAUCGCUCGAUGAAUUGAUAACUAUGAUUGGAGCUGGACAUGAAACGACGGCAGUGGGUUUACGUUGGAUUUUAUUCAAUCUCGGCCACCAUCCAGAUGUGCAAGAACGACUAUAUCAAGAGAUUUGUCAAUUUUUCCCUGAUGAUACACCAGUAGAUGAUAUGGAUGAAAUCAACCAAUGCAAUUAUCUUGAUCAAUGUAUAAAAGAAUCACUUCGCCUGAAUCCUCCUGUUCAUGUUUUUAUAAGAGAACUCGAAGAAGAUGUCAUGGUAAAGGAUAAAAGACUUCUUAAAGGUUCGACAGUUCUAGUGUCAUGUCCAAUAAUCCAUCGUAACCCAAAUGUUUACCCAGACCCAGAAAAGUAUGAUCCUGAUAGAUGGACCCCUGAAAAUGCGUCCAAAAUACCCAAAGCAGCUUAUAUACCAUUUGGUUAUGGACCACGAUCUUGCAUUGGAUACCGAUAUGCACUAUUAGAGCUCAAGAUUUAUACAAUUCAAAUCAUUCGUAAAUUUAGUUUGAGAGCAACUCGGAAACGAGAAAGUAUUCCUAUCAAGUUUGAAGUCACUCUGAAGCCAUGUUUACCUUUGGAAAUAAUAGUGACACCAAGAAAUAACAAUUAAAAACUGCAAGAGUUUAAAAAUGUAAUCAGUCCAAAAAGACUUACUUGUUAGACCGAUAGUAUAAUAGGGAAUUAUGAAAGAUAUUUAAAUAAAGAUACUGAAAUUUUAUGACUUACAAAGCGUUUAGGGUGAUAAAACUACAAGUCUUUGUACUCGAUAUGGAAAUUUGGUCGGCUACAGAAGAAGAUAAUAUUAAGAUUAUCUUAUCCAGAAGUAAACAUUUGGAUUUAGACUUAUAAACAAAAAUCGAUAAAAUUUAUUAAAACGAAAUCGAUAUUAUUGGUGAAUACAAAAAUAUUAAUAUUAAAAUAGAUAUUCCAAGUGA
Tetranychus urticae (two-spotted spider mite) is the source of this 3614-nucleotide messenger RNA. RefSeq names its product cytochrome P450 4c21-like. Gene Ontology annotation, molecular function: iron ion binding; heme binding; oxidoreductase activity, acting on paired donors, with incorporation or reduction of molecular oxygen. NCBI's taxonomy places the organism in Eukaryota, Metazoa, Arthropoda, Arachnida, Trombidiformes, Tetranychidae. The record is from RefSeq and is a predicted model, not a curated record.